CUCCCAUAAAUUCCUUCACACAGAUCCCUCUUGAAAAUCCUCUCCAAAUGAUGCCUCCAAAUUCAACCCAAUACCCUCAACAGUUCCUCUCCACUGUUCUCUCCCAACGUGGCCCAUCAUCCCUCCCUUACAUCGAAGAUGUCAAAUGGUUAAUCCGUCAACACCUUCUUCAAUUACUCGAUAGUUACCCUUCACUUCAACCUAAAACCGCUACUUUCACACAUAACGAUGGUAGAACAGUAAAUCUAUUACAAGCUGAAGGUACUAUCCCUAUGGUAUAUCAACAAGUUACUUAUAAUAUCCCUGUUAUUAUUUGGUUAAUGGAAUCUUAUCCACGUCAUCCACCUUUGGUUUUUGUUAACCCGACCCGAGAUAUAGUUAUUAAACAUGCCCACCCCUUUGUUAACCCAUCUGGUGUUGUGGGUAUUCCUUAUUUGCAAAAUUGGGUUUACCCAAGUUCAAAUCUUGUUGAAUUAGCUAGGAAUUUGAGUCAUUUUUUUGGUAGGGACCCGCCUUUAUACGCAAAACGACCGACAAACCCUAACCCUAGCAUACAUCCACCCCCAAGUACGAGUUUUUCGGUCGGCGGGUCGAUCCGGCCCGUGAUACCUCCACGGGCAUUUCCGCAAUCGCCGUAUGGGAGUGGUGGUGGUGGUGGUGGGACGGGGCGGGUAAUGGAUGAUCCGUCAGUGGUGUAUAAGAAGAACACGAUAUAUAAGCUAGUUGGGAGUUUACAUAGGGAUAUAAUCGGGUUGAGGGAAGCGCGAGAGACAGAUACGGAUAUAAUCGAAAGAGACAAAUUGCAAGAAGAAUUAAUUGUCAUUGAGGCUAGACAUCUAAUUAAAGUGAACAAAAUGAAGGAGGAAUUAAUUGGCUUGAAGAGUAAACAACAUUUUGACUUGAAAAAAGUUCUAAACUUGGAGGAGAAACUUGCAAAUACAAGGAUGUUGCUUUUGAUUCCGUGGGGAAUAUUUAUUGGCUUUUUGGCGGCUUCCUUAAUCAACUGA
This is a messenger RNA of Lycium barbarum (goji berry), 1007 nucleotides long. Its product is annotated as protein ELC-like. The record is from RefSeq and is a predicted model, not a curated record. Bases 48 to 1007 code for a protein of 319 amino acids. Gene Ontology annotation, biological process: protein modification process; protein transport; endosome to lysosome transport. Gene Ontology annotation, cellular component: ESCRT I complex. Lineage: Eukaryota; Viridiplantae; Streptophyta; Magnoliopsida; Solanales; Solanaceae. Gene Ontology annotation, molecular function: ubiquitin binding. The transcript has a single exon.